AUGGACCAGCUACAGUCGCUCGUCCUCAAUCCUCUCAAGCCUGUCGUCCUUCCCAUCACGACGAACCUUCCUGCGCCCGUCCAAGAUGCGAUCACUACCCUCCUCGGCGAGACGUGCCACAACGCGUUGAUCCUGAACCUCGAUGUCACCUCACACCCCGAAUGCCUCUCAUUGGCAAUUUCAAAAGCACUGGGGAUUGCUAUAAUCACGGCCGCGUCGGUGGUGAAGGUCCCACAGAUCAUCAAGCUAGCACGUUCUCAGUCCGCCGAAGGGCUCUCAUUUCCGAGCUAUGUCCUAGAGACGGCCAGCUUUCUCAUCAACUUGGCCUACAAUGUCCGCAGCGGGUUCCCGUUCAGCACCUAUGGCGAGGUGUCUUUGAUCCUGGUGCAAGACGUUAUCAUCAGUGUGCUUAUUCUGUGGUACUCGGGCAAGGCCACGCAAGCGGGCGCAUUUGUGGCAGCCGUCGGCAGCGCCGCCUUCGCGUUGAUGGGUUCUGACAUUGUCAGCGAGAGCCAGAUGACGAGUCUUCAGGCCGGUGGUGGCCUCCUCAGCAUUGCCAGCAAACUCCCGCAGAUUCUGACUAUCUGGCAGCAAGGCGGCACCGGGCAGCUGUCGGCAUUUGCCGUCUUCAACUACCUUGCAGGUAGCCUGAGCCGUAUCUUCACCACGCUGCAAGAGGUAGAUGACAAGCUCAUCCUGUACGGGUUCAUUGCAGGUUUCUCACUCAAUGCAGUCCUGGCUGCACAGAUGGUGUACUACUGGAACAGUCCAACAACCGCUGGGCACGGACAGGAAGUUGGCGGCAAGAAGCAAGGCGUGCUACAGAAAGGGUCUGCUGGAAUGGCAACAGAGGAGAAUAUCAAGAAGCUGGGCACUCCUGUCGCGACGCCGACUGCUCGACCUACCAGCAGCAGUGGCCGGAGAAGAGGCUGA
This is a messenger RNA of Cyphellophora europaea CBS 101466, 933 nucleotides long. RefSeq lists its product as uncharacterized. NCBI's taxonomy places the organism in Eukaryota, Fungi, Ascomycota, Eurotiomycetes, Chaetothyriales, Cyphellophoraceae. The record is from RefSeq and is a predicted model, not a curated record. The coding region runs from base 1 to 933 and encodes 310 amino acids. The transcript has a single exon.